Austrofundulus limnaeus is the source of this 2186-nucleotide messenger RNA. RefSeq names its product target of EGR1, exonuclease (gene toe1). Gene Ontology annotation, biological process: snRNA 3'-end processing. Bases 248 to 1762 code for a protein of 504 amino acids. Gene Ontology annotation, cellular component: Cajal body. Gene Ontology annotation, molecular function: 3'-5'-RNA exonuclease activity; metal ion binding; snRNA binding. The record is from RefSeq and is a predicted model, not a curated record. NCBI's taxonomy places the organism in Eukaryota, Metazoa, Chordata, Actinopteri, Cyprinodontiformes, Rivulidae. The transcript has 8 exons.
CCAUGUGUUAUUUUCCGUCAGGACCCCGGGAAGCACACCGACUGUUUACGGCUAAGUUUAUAGCUGUAGACUAUAAUAAUCCAGUAGGAAACUUGAACACAAUUAUGAAAGUCACUGAUCUCGGAACAAGAAAAUAAUAGAUAAUCAGCAAACAAGGUCUUGGUAUGAAACACCUGACAAUGAGAAUUUAAAUAAGGAAGUAAACCCUUUCGGUAGCUUUCAGCAUUAGCUGCACACACAGUCAGAUAUGUCGCUAAUAGUUCCUGUAAUUGAUGUCCACAAUGAUAAUUUUAAGGAGCUUUGGCCUGCGUUGAUUGUUGCCAUUAAAACGUCGUCCUUCGUUGCUCUCGACACGGAGCUGAGUGGUCUGGGAAAUAGAAAGUCUUUGCUGGCAGAAUCUAUAGAGGACAGGUAUAAAGCAAUAUGCCACGCUGCUCGCUCCCGCUCCAUCCUCUCCUUGGGAGUUGCCUGUUACAAAAAGCUGGACCAAAAGCCUGCAGACACAUACCGUGUCCAGGUGUAUAACCUCACCCUGCUGUGUUCAGAGGAGUACAUCAUAGAGCCCCAGUCAGUCCAGUUCCUCGUGCAUCACGGCUUUGACUUUAACAAACAGUACAGCCAUGGUGUCCCUUACUGUAAGGGCAACAAUAAGGCAGAAACAGAUAACCGUGGCGUUCACAUCCGAGCGUUGUUCACUGAACUGCUGCGUGCCAGAAAACCACUGGUGCUGCACAACGGCCUCAUCGACAUGGCCUUCCUAUACCAGAGUUUCUAUGCUCAUCUCCCUGAGCGCCUGGCCACCUUCACAGCUGACCUGUCUGAGAUGUUUCCUGCUGGCAUUUAUGACACCAAAUAUGUGACCGAGUUUGAGCUCCGACUGACGGCUUCCUAUCUGGAGUAUGCUUAUAAGAAAUGUAAGCUGGAUAACAAUCGCUGUGUCGCCUCUGGCUCAACAGGACCUCAUGUCCACGUUGAGUUUUGUCAGUAUUCUGGUCACAUGUCCACCUACGUGGACUACAGAGAAUGUCCGGCUGUAACGUCCUCAGAGGAACAAUCUGACGUCUGUGAGCGCUUCUCAGCGUUUGGCUGGUGUCCAAAUGGCACCAAGUGUCCACUGUCCCACAAUACGGACCUCAUCAUCCUGCAGGAUGAGAAAUGCAGUCAGGACAAGAGAAAGAAAAGGAAGAGACAGAAGGAGAAAAAAAGAGGUAGAGGAGAGACAAYGGAGGGGUCCGCUGUCGUUGAAGACGUCCCUCCAAACAAAAAGCAAAACAUGGAAGUGGACAAAGAAGAAACAUCGAGCGAUCAACAAGAAGCUGCUGCCGAGUCUCAAACGGACACUGAUGGAAACGGCAAACAGGACGAAGAGCAGGAUAUGAAAAUGGCUAGCGAGGAAGAUGGGAUGUGUGGCGACAAAACGGAUGUCAUAAACUCUGAAACAACAGCCGACGACCGCAGAACAGGAGCCGCUGACAGGUCUGACGACGCUCAGAGGAAGACGAAGGCCGACGCGGGAACACACCGGGCUGGAUUUGAUGCCUACAUGACGGGAUAUAUCUUCGCCUUCUCCUGCGCUCUCACCAAGAAGGAGGAGGUUGGAGCGGCAGGAGGAGAGGUGGAGCAGACGUGGCAUCCCGACUGCGUCAAUAAGAUCUAUCUCAGUGGAAAAGCGGCACCGCUCAAUGUGGUCAAAAGCACCUUCUCCAAAUCAUCCAAGGCUCACGUCCAGAAGAUGGAAAUGGUGUGGGGUGAAAAAAAGUAGUUUUUCCACACUUUUCCACAUCAAACAMUUCAGUGUUUGGACAGAUUUAAACAGAACGAGCUCCAUAAUUUUAAGUCGACAGAAUUGUAAAAUAUUUAAAGAUUUCGAAAGUAAUUUUCAGUUAAUAUUAAUAGGAAAUUGGACCUGACUUCUGCUUUAUUUGAUCAUUUCAUUGAACAUUUUAUUGAACUUCUGUUCACUUAUUUUUUUUGAACUGAACAGGUUUUUUAUUUUGUAUUCUCUUAGAAACCAAAUAAUUUUAAAACAAUUAGUACAAAAGCCUACUUCAUUAAUUAAACUUAAUAAUGAUCAAAACAAGAGAAAUCAGAGUGCAGAGGCAUCCCAGUCUGUUAACUCAUUUUACAGGAAACCGUGCAAAAUGUUUGUGUUUUGUUUCUUGUAAAUAAAAGCUCCAUCACAAUUA